Messenger RNA from Striga hermonthica, 1674 nucleotides. NCBI's taxonomy places the organism in Eukaryota, Viridiplantae, Streptophyta, Magnoliopsida, Lamiales, Orobanchaceae. The record is from the annotation of a GenBank genome assembly.
AUGGCAUGGUCGUUGUCGAACAUUCUUGGUAAAAGGAUUGCUGCAUUCCCAGCUGCUAAUUUGACUGCAUCUGGAUCUUUCUACCGGGGCAUACUUCGUUUCUCGACAACUGUGCCCGAUGACCCCGAUACUCAUGAAGAUUUCAGACCCUCCAAUAAGGUUCAGGAAUCUACCUCCUUGAAUGAAAUUGUUGAGAAGGAUGUGAAAGAAAACCCUGUGAUGAUAUACAUGAAAGGGGUGCCAGAACAUCCUCAAUGUGGUUUUAGUGCACUAGCAGUGAGGGUAUUGCAAGAAUAUAAUGUUCCUGUAAGUGCAAGAAAUAUACUAACAAAUGUUGAGCUAAAGAAUGCUGUUAAAUCCUACAGCCUCUGGCCAACAUUUCCUCAAAUAUUUAUCAAAGGGGAGUUUGUGGGAGGAUCUGAUAUCAUUCUUAGCAUGCAUCAGACAGGUGAGUUGAAAGAGAAGCUGAAAGAUCUGUUCUCGUGGGGCCGCGGCGCCUCCGGCCAGCUCGGCGGAGGAAUCGAGGAACUCCGAAUGUACCCGUCGCCCGUCGCCACCCUCUCCGUCCCGCCCUAUUUCUCUCUCUGCCGCGCUACUCCCGGUCGCCUCUCCCAAUUUCCGGUAUCCAAUGAGCCUAAAAUGGAGGUGGGCAUCUCUUGUGGGCUUUUCCAUUCGGGUUUGGUGGUGGACGGGAAUUUGUGGAUUUGGGGCAAAGGGGACGGAGGCCGGCUAGGGUUCGGACAUGAAAACCCAGUUUUUGUGCCCACUCUGAAUCGUAAUAUAGAAUCAGAUGUUGGAAGCAUUGCCCUCGGUGGGCUCCAUUCCGUUGUGCUCGAUGUCGAUGGCCGUGUUUUCACUUGGGGUUAUGGUGGUUUUGGUGCCCUCGGGCAUUCUGUUUAUCACCGUGAGCUGCUUCCUAAAUUGGUCGAAGGAUCUUGGGAGGGAGAAAUAUGUCAUAUUGCUACCAGCGGUACACAUACAGCUGCUAUCACUAAAUCUGGCCAACUUUACAUUUGGGGGCGAGAUGAAGGGGAUGGUAGAUUAGGCCUUGGCCCUGGUCGUGGUCCUGAUUUUGCUGGCGGCAAUAGCACACCUUCUCUUGUAAAAGCACUGCCUGAGCCGAUUGCUGCUGUUUCAUGCGGCGGGUUCUUCACGAUGGCACUUACUGAAGAAGGGCAACUUUGGAACUGGGGUGCCAACUCUAACUAUGAGCUCGGUAGAGGUGACAAAAUUGGUGGGUGGAAACCCCAACCCGUUCCUAGUCUUAAAGGCAUUCGCCUGAUUCAGAUUGCUAGUGGUGGAUAUCAUUCUCUUGCCCUCACAGACAAAGGGGAGGUUCUUUCAUGGGGUCACGGUGGACAUGGUCAAUUAGGUCAUUCUUCACUUUACAGUCGAAAAGUUCCUGAACCCGUUGAAGCCUUAGCUAAUGAGAGGGUCACCUUUAUUGCUUGUGGAGGUUCAUCGUCAGCAGCUAUAACUGAUAAGGGGAAGUUGUACAUGUGGGGUUAUGCAGCUGAUAGUCAGCUAGGAGUCCCUGGUCUUCCUGAGAUUCAGUCAACUCCAGUCGAGGUCAAGUUUCUUAACGAGGAUGAUGGGCUUGGGGACCAUAUUGUAAUUUCUGUUGCUGUGGGUGCUUCUCAUGCAGUGUGCCUCGUCUCACGGUCUGGCCACUAA